AUGAAUGUUGUCAAGGAUCCCUUGUCGGGCGAUCUCAUCACCAGCCAAUGGAGUGCCCUUUAUCUGAAUCCCGCCGAUGAAAUCCGCCGACCAAAUCUCCGAUCUCAACAAACACCGGCCAAAACAAAAGAGCCCGAUUCAAUGGAAACCCGCAGCCCUGCUUCCGCUCGGCAUAAGCCUGCUCCCUACGGCCAUGCCUGUGCUGGCUGCUCCAAAGCGAAAUGCAAGUGCAUAAGCCGUGGGGUUGGCCUGCCUUGUGAGAGAUGCCAUCGCUUGCUCAAGCAAUGCUUACCCUCCGCGGUAGUUCGAAAGGGUCUUUCAAAGCGAGUGGCAGGUCGUUUAUCAAGAGAGCGUGAGAGUGACAGCCCGAGCAGUCAUAGGGAGGAGCAAGAAGCCAUCCACCUUAUUUCGGAACACACAAACUCAAGGCUACCGGCACCUGGGGAGAACCCGUCCACUACACCACAUCGUGUGGCUACAGAUACUGCUCAUGCACAGUCUCUCGGCGCCAGAAUAGCUUGCGCACCCACAAUACUGCCAAAUAGCCGGCCAGAAUUGUUGAUGACUUCUUCUGCUCCUGCGCUGUCACCGCCCCUAGAGCUGUGUCCAGUUGACGCGGAAGCAGUGCUCAAAACUUUCAAAGAACUCCACCUUAGAUCUUUCCCAUUUAUUCACUUUGAAGAGGGUAUUAGGAUAACCGAUCGGAUCCGAGACAGAAAAUUCCUGACAGUUUGUUCAGGCGUAGCGGCCUCUUUGGUGUUUGACUUACGUCUCGAUCGAGUUGUUGCGCAAGAGAACCCAUACAAAGAAACGGAUAUCGGACGCGCAUACACCUAUCCCAUUCCACAACAGGUACCGUCGCCGGGAAGAACCAAUGAAGGACGCCGUGCAGUGCUUGCCUGUUUCUGUAUAUGUACCGCCAUUUCGGAAUUGCUCGAAUCACCACCGAUGAGAUGGACUUCGGACAUGGAAGCAAGUCUUCAACACCUGUCUUCUUAUCCGGAGGUUCUUCACGACAGGAUACUUGUUGCCAUUGUAAAGGUAUUUAGAAUCAUUGACGCUGUCAGUGCGGCUACGACUUCCCGGAAUAUCGACAUGUACGCGGAGCGGGAUUCAAAAUUACCACCCGCCGUCCAUACCUCUUAUCUUGUGAACAGAUUGAAGUCCCUCAAGUCUGAUCUUUCGCCGGACAUUCUCAAUGAAAAAACGAUUAGAUCUUACAUCUCCUAUGUGGAGGCUAGCAUCAAUGACCUCCCCCUACAUCGUCAAGGUAGUCUUGCAGACGGGAAUUCAUGGCUUGAUUUCCAAAAAGCCGAGCACCUUCAUGCAUGUCUCAAUGCAUGCCGACAGCAUCUAGACAAUUGGUCUCAUUUUACGAUCGACGAGCUCUAUUGUAUGAGCAUGCCGGUACAUUGGUACUUCGCCCGCUGCACUCAAAUCUUAUAUCGCCUAUCCCUGAUAAACGAUCCAUCCUGGGACAAGAGGACGGUGCGCAACGCGAUCGACCUUCUGGGCGUUAUGGAGGCAACGGCGCAACGUUUCCUCGCCACAGCAGAAACAAAGCGAUUGGAUGUAGAUAGCGUUAGCUGGUUUACAAAAGCGGCAAACGCAUUGAGACAUGCUGUUUCUAUCUGGGGAAAGGCUUUGGCUGACGACAGUUCUUUUGAUGAAUUGAAUGUGAUGUCCCAGCAGAGUGGUAGUGUUGAUAGCAUCCCGGGCGUGGGAGUGCCAGUUGAUCUCACUUCUGACGAUUGGAUGAUGGAUUUAUGGACUGAGUGGCAGGAGUAA
Clonostachys byssicola is the source of this 1788-nucleotide messenger RNA. Lineage: Eukaryota; Fungi; Ascomycota; Sordariomycetes; Hypocreales; Bionectriaceae. The record is from the annotation of a GenBank genome assembly.